CCCAUCCCUUCUUCCAGCGUGGCCUUAUGCCACCCCACCUCAGGCAAGGAUGCUUCUCGGGGGAUCCCUGAUGGGCACUCAGCCCCAGGCGUCCCCAGGUCAGAGGGUUCCUGGAGAACAUAGGACCUCGGGCACAGGCCCCUCCCUGGAUUACCAUGUCCUUGGGAAUUAACAGAGUCAGGGGUAGAGAGACUCCCCCCAACCCCAAGUCCCUUCUCAAAUCCAGACUCUGGCUCUGGCCCCUUGGGUCUCUCAGAUCACCUCAGGGCAAUCCAAGAGGCAUCUCUGCAUGGAUUUCAACCUAAACACCCCCCCAACUUCUGCACUCUCUGUAAGACCCCCAAUAUCCAGCUGAGUGUCAGAAGAGAGAGGUCCAGGGGCAGCGCUGAAUGUGAGGGAGGGUGUCCCGCUUUCUCCGUGCCUUUGCUCCUGGGGGCAAGUUCUUCAGGGUGGGGAAGAAGUGGGCUUCUCCCUCUCUUGGCUGGGGUUGGGGGGGCACCAGGCCUCUGUCCCCGUUCCCAGACCCUACCGUGGGGCCUCCCAGCCUGGCCCCGCCCCCUGUUCUCUGCUGGAACACAGAGGAAGGGUGGCAGGGUUCCAGCUGCACGUCCCAACCUGGGCAGAGUGCCAAGGGGCUGGACCAGGGCCGGCAGGGAGCCAGCUGUGGAGAGUGGCCAGCUGGGGAAAUCCGGAGGCAGUGGGGUGGGACAAGGGGAAAGGACUGGGACCACUGGGCAGAGAAGGGGCAGGACAGGGGUCCUUCGAGUGGCACGCCCACCAAGGCAUGGCAUUUAAGAACACAGGCCCAAAGUCAGGGUUCACAUCGCCGCUCACCCACUUCCUGGCUGUGCGGCUUUGUGCGGGCGAUUGCCCUUUGAGGCUCAGUCAGUUUCCUAGCCUGGGCAGUGAGGGUUAUGCCCCCCGACCUCGGCCCCUGCACCAGAGCAAGAUAAGGAGCAGUGAGGGGACGGAUCUUAGGGGUGGGCCACCUCAGAGGUGGGCAGUAAACUGUGCACAAGUCAAACCAAGUUCUGGGCAGAAGCAGGUACGUGGUGGGACCGACAGACGCGGUGAGCGUUGUUGCACAUUGGCCGAGGGCCCCAGGAUGACUACCUAGGUUCUUUGGGCCGGAUUAAUGCCAGUGCUUAGAGCCUCCGUUUCUGACUCUAUAAAAGGGAGCUCGCCUUUCCUGGUUCAUAGAGUUACUCCAAGGAUUUAAUGGGGUCUCCAAGCUCGCAAGUGUCCAGUACAGCAGAGCGUUCCUUAUUAUUGCUGUCACUAUGAUUUAGUCUUCUUUUCACAAUCACACACACACACACCCUGUGGGGUUACCACGGAAGCCCAAGGGUUUCUCUAGUGCCUAGGAGGCUCCUAAACCUUCCACACCUGAUGUGGACAAAAGCUUUAUACAGCACUAGCCAAUGGCCAGGCCUGGUACCAAGCCUUUAAUGUAUAUUCACUGAACCUUGACAACAACCCUGUGAGUUUGUGUGGUUAUUAGGCUCAGAGAGGCUGUGCAACUUGUCUGAAGUCACACAGCUAAUAAGUAAGUGCCAGAGUGGAGAUUGGAACCCUCGAACUGGAGGAACCAGCCACUACUCUGUUUAAAGAGAAAGGCUAGAUCAUCUGUGAGGCAAGCAAGAGGCCCACACUUCCUGUCAGAAGAACCUCUGGAGAACUGGCUGGGAGCUAGAAGGAGGGUCCCUCCGCAGCCACUAGCUACUCCUUCUAUGGAGGGAGCAGGCACUGGGCCAUGGAGAGGAUUAUAGAGCCCAGCUGCCCAGGAGGUGGGGGGCCAACCCCACCCCCACCCCAUUCCUCUUCCCACCCCCUGUUCCCUGGGCCUGGGCCCCCAGCUCAGGGAGGCCCACCCACCCCCACCCUCUGGGCAGGAAGACAAACAGGGCUGGAGCAGAACGGGACAGGAGGACGGAAUGUCCUCUGGGCGGAGCAGGACUGGAGGCCCCUGCCCCCCGCCAGCCAGGCGGGAGAGGGUGAGGGCAAUUGCUGGCUCCCUCCAUGCCUCCCCCAGCCUGGCCCCUUCUAUGCCUCCCACCCAGUUGCAAGGAACAGUUUUUUCCUCAUCUGUCUGCGGAGAAAGGAGAGUCCCCUCCUCUCCCCGGACCAAGCCUCUGGGUGGGCCCGGAGGUCUCCUGCUGGGGAGGACAAGGAGUCGAGCACCGAGCUGCGCAAGGAGAAGUCCCGGGAUGCGGCCCGCAGCCGGCGCAGCCAGGAGACCGAGGUGCUGUACCAGCUGGCACACACGCUGCCCUUCGCGCGUGGGGUCAGCGCCCACCUGGACAAGGCCUCCAUCAUGCGCCUCACCAUCAGCUACCUGCGCAUGCACCGCCUCUGCGCCGCAGGGGAGUGGAACCAGGUUGGAGCAGGGGGCGAACCAUUGGACGCCUGCUACCUGAAGGCCCUGGAGGGUUUCGUUAUGGUGCUCACCGCCGAGGGAGACAUGGCUUACCUGUCGGAGAAUGUCAGCAAACACCUGGGCCUCAGUCAGCUUGAGCUGAUCGGACACAGUAUCUUCGAUUUUAUCCAUCCCUGUGACCAAGAGGAGCUUCAGGACGCUCUGACUCCCCGGCAGAGCCUGUCCAAAAAGAAGCCGGAGGCCCCCACCGAGCGGUGCUUCUCCUUGCGCAUGAAGAGCACGCUCACCAGCCGCGGGCGCACCCUCAACCUCAAGGCGGCCACCUGGAAGGUACUGCACUGUUCUGGACACAUGAGGGCCUACAAGCCCCCUUCGCAGACUUCCCCCGCUGGGAGCCCCGGCCCCAACCUGGAGCCCCCCCUGCAAUGCCUGGUGCUCAUCUGUGAAGCCAUCCCCCACCCUGACAGCCUGGAGCCUCCGCUGGGCCGGGGGGCCUUCCUCAGCCGCCACAGCCUGGACAUGAAGUUCACCUAUUGUGACGAGAGGAUCGCGGAGGUUGCCGGCUACAGGCCCGAUGACCUGAUUGGCUGUUCCGCCUACGAGUACAUCCACGCGCUGGACUCGGACGCCGUCGGCCAGAGCAUCCACGCUUUGCUGAGCAAGGGCCAGGCAGUCACGGGGCAGUACCGCUUCCUGGCCCGGAGUGGUGGCUACCUGUGGACCCAGACCCAGGCCACAGUGGUGUCAGGGGGCCGGGGCCCCCAAUCUGAGAGUAUCGUCUGCGUCCACUUCCUGAUCAGCCAGGUGGAAGAGACCGAAGUGGUGCUGUCCCUGGAGCAAACGGAGCGGCACUCUCGCAGACCCAUUCAGCGGGGCACCCCCUCUCAGGAGGAUGCUCCUAAUCCUGGGGACAGCCUUGACACCUCUGGUCCCCGGAUCCUGGCCUUCCUGCACCCCCCUACCCUGAGUGAAGCUGCCCUGGCCGCUGACCCCCGUCGCUUCUGUAGCCCUGACCUCCGUCGCCUCCUGGCACCGAUCCUGGAUGGGACUUCAGUAGCUGCCACCCCCAGCGCACCCCCGGCCACACGGUGCCCCCAAAGUCCUCUUCCGGCUGAUCUCCCAGAUGAACUGCUUGCAGAUGUGGAGAACGCACACAAAUUCUUUGCCUCUGGGAAAGACCUGGAUGCAGUGGAGACAGACCUAGAUAUAGCUCAGGACGCCGACGCUCUGGAUUUGGAGAUGCUGGCCCCCUACAUCUCCAUGGAUGAUGACUUCCAGCUCAACUCCAGCGAGCAGCUGCCCAGGGCCUACCACCGACUUUCAGGGGCUGUCCCCCGGCCCCGUGCUCGGAGUUUCCACGGCAUGUCGCCCCCAACCCCUGAGCCCACUCUGCUGCCCCGCUGGGGGAGCGACCCCCGGCUGAGCUGCUCCAGCCCUUCCAGAGGGGUCCCCUCAGCAGCUUCCCCCAUGGCUGGGGCCCGGAAGAGGGCCCUGGCCCAGAGCUCAGAGGAUGAGGCAGAGGGGGUGGAGCUGCUGGGAGUGAGACCCCCCAAACGGUCCCCCAGCCCAGAACCUGAAAACUUCCUGCUGCCUCCCCUCAGCCUGAGUUUCCUUCUGACAGGAGGGCCAGCCCCAGGGAGCCGGCAGGACCCUGGCACCCACCUCCUGGAACUGAAUGAGCCCCUGGGCCUGGGCCCCUCCCUGCUCUCCCUCUCCCGGGAUGAGGACGCCGCCCAGUCCAGGAGCCACUUCCAGCCAGCGGCAGACUUGGCCCAGGCCCACUGAGCCCAGCCCUCUUCCCACCUCCCUCCCGCCCCCCGCAGAGAGGACGCCAAUCAUACUCCAAGCCGGCAGCCAACGCACAGGGUGGGGGUGCCGGGAGAGGGGUUCCCUCUCCUCUCAGGGGCCCCCACCCGCCUUGGGCCUACCUCAGCCCCCACCCCUCCGUACCCCCUACUGUCUGGGGCGCUCUGGAGUGGUCUCAGCUCAGUGACCUCUGGGAGGGGGUUCCUGGCCCCCUCCUGCUUCUCUCAGGACUUCCCUUGGGGUUCUCAAUACCGGUUACCUCAUCCCUUUCUCCAGCUCUCUCGGCUUUGCUUUCAGUAAUCAGGGGUUGGGGAGGGUGGGGUUCAGAGCUGUAUUUGCAGGCUUGGGGGAGUGUGGAUAACCAUCACCAGGUUUCUUUCCAUCUUUCUUUCAUUCUUAUUUUGAUUUUUGUUGUUUUCAUUAUGUUUUUAAUCGCUGCAAAUUACCUGCGGUUCAUAAUAAUGUGGAACUCUCAUCUUCCCCCCCGCCCCCGGCCCCAACUCAGGUGUCAAUGGGGAGCGGGGGCCCUCUGGGUCAGAUCUCACACCUCAAGAUAGAUUUCUGAUCAAGCCCUUAGCUUCCCAAGUGGCCCCUCAGCUCUGCCCACUCCUCCCCCCUGGACUUCUGCUGGCCCCUCCCUGGCGUAGACACCAGCUCCAUUGGUGGGCUUCCACUGGGGGGGGGGCCUCCACUGGCUACACCUAGGACACUUAGCUGGAGCCCCCAACCUCUGCUUCCAGACCUUAAACAGCAACACUCUAUGGUUCUAGACCACACAACCCCCAGUGUGGUCUGCUUCAGGCCUUGCAGCCUCCAAAAGCUCUGAUUCCAGAUCUAACAGUCUUCAUUUCUUUCUCGUUUUAGAAUGCGCAACCUCCGAAAUCGAUUUUCCUGUUGCACAGUCUCUAAGGUUGUCUGGUUCUAGGCCUCACAGCCUCCAACUCCCACAGGCCCAUGACCAUCAGCGUCCUCUGGCUCUAGAGCUCUCCCCAUAAAGAUCGCUUGUUCUCGAUGGUACAUACCCCAACUCCUGCUGAUUCUGGCUCUUACGGCCAAUGAUUUCCUUUGAUUCUGGACCCUGCAACCCUAAGCUUUGAAUUGCUUCUAGUCUUCCUGAUCUGUAAUGCAUUUGAUUGGUUCCAAAUCCAGGCUUCCGAAUGUCUAAAUCAUUUUGAUUCUAAACCUCAAGAUGCCCAGCUCAAUUCUUUUUUUUUUUUUUUUUAAUUUUUAUUUUUUAUUUAUUUUCCCACUGUACAGCAAAGGGGUCAGGUUAUCCUUAGAUGUAUACAUUGCAAUUACAGUUUUUUCCCCCACCCUUUCUUCUGUUGCAACAUGAGUAUCUAGACAUAGUUCUCAAUGCUAUUCAGCAGGAUCUCCUUGUAAAUCUAUUCUAGGUUGUAUCUGAUAAGCCCAAGCUCCCGAUCCCUCCCACUCCCUCCCCCUCCCAUCAGGCAACCACAAGUCUCUUCUCCAAGUCCAUGAUUUUCUUUUCUGAGGAGAUGUUCAUUUGUGCUGGAUAUUAGAUUCCAGUUAUAAGUGAUAUCAUAUGGUAUUUGUCUUUGUCUUUCUGGCUCAUUUCACUCAGUAUGAGAUUCUCUAGUUCCAUCCAUGUUGCUGCAAAUGGCAUUAUGUCAUCCUUUUUUAUGGCUGAGUAGUAUUCCAUUGUGUCCAGCUCAAUUCUUUUUCAAUGCUACAUGCAAGACUUGCUUUUCUCAUCAAAAAGAAGCAAAAUGGGUUUCCCGUCUUGAUCUUAUACCAAGUACCUUCAGAACCACACUUUUUUUUUUUUUUUUUUGUCUUUUUGCUAUUUCUUGGGCCGCUCCCGUGGCAUAUGGAGGUUCCCAGGCUAGGGGUCGAAUCGGAGCUGUAGCCACCGGCCUACGCCAGAGCCACAGCAACGCGGGAUCCGAGCCGCGUCUGCAACCUACACCACAGCUCACGGCAACGCGGGAUCGUUAACCCACUGAGCAAGGGCAGGGGCCGAACCCGCAACCUCAUGGUUCCUAGUCGGAUUCGUUAACCACUGCGCCACAACGGGAACUCCAGAACCACACUUUUUAGUUCAUUUUUGCUCUAGACUUUAGGAUCUCUACUAUCUACUGGGUCUGGACUAUAUAACCUUUACACCUUACAGUUUCCAGGGCCCUCUGAUUGCGGAUCUGAUGAUCUCUCUUUUCUCUGGUUUUAGAAAUUGGCUUCGAAUGUCUUCUGAUUCCACACCUCAUCCUAUACCUGCCUGGAUUCUAGACAAUCUCCAAUUCCCCCUCAUUCCACAUCUUAUGGCUCCAAAUCACCCUGCAUCUAGAACUUGGCCUUCACACAUCUUCAGAUUAGAGACCUUGCCCUAUAAAAUUUUCUGGUUCUAGGCCUACUGCUCUAAACUCCUGAUUCUAGAGCUUAUGACCCCAAAUUCCUUUUGGUUCCAGAACUUGGUCUUAAAUUCAGUUCUUACUCUAGAAAUUCCUCUGGUUCUAGGCCUCACAGCUUCCAAGUGCCUCUGAUCUCAGAUCCAAAUUCUUCUGAUUCUAGAAAUCAGCCUCCAAAUGCUUCUGAUUUGAGAGUCUGGACCUCUCCCUGUAGACUCCUCUGGUUCUGAAUCUUAAGACCUCUGACUCAGAUUCUGGGCUUCCCACCCGACUCCACUUGCUCCAAUUCCUACUCUUAAGUCUUCCUAUUCCAGAUCCCCCCCUCCAGGUCCUUGUGCUAGUGGACUUCAUGCUCAAGCCUCUUCAUUCUCAAGCUCCUAUCCCUAAAAUUUCUCCGUCCUAGAACUCCCUCCAUCCCCCACCUCUCAGCCAGCCAGAUGUGCACGUACCUUUACUUAUCCGGGGAACCUGGGGCUCCCUCACAACCCGCAGACUUCCCCAGCCGCGCAGGCACACGCACAGCCCUUCUGCAUAUCAUGGGGUGGGUGAGAAGACAGGUCUCCUCAGUACUCCGCCACCACUUAUGUGUCCCUGCCCCACCCUUCUUUCUACGAUGGUGCUACUCUUACCCUUGAAGAGGCCUCCCUCUCUCAACCCAAUUCACCCCCUUUUUGGAAGGCACUUCUCACUCUUUUGUCCAGGGAUGGCCUGUCCCGAUUGGUGCUAUGGGGAGAGAAGGGCCUGACCCCUCCCUCCCUCUGGGGGUGACCUGGGCCCUCAAUGGAGGGAAUUGUGCUGGGCUGGGGGAGGGAAAGGGACUGAACCAACAAUGCUGGCUCUGAAACCCACUAAUCUUUAAACUCCUAUAAAGAGCUCUCCUUGGUAGGCACCAGC
Molecule: messenger RNA, 7443 nt
Organism: Sus scrofa (pig)
Lineage: Eukaryota; Metazoa; Chordata; Mammalia; Artiodactyla; Suidae
Gene: HIF3A
Product: hypoxia inducible factor 3 subunit alpha
Biological process (GO): regulation of transcription by RNA polymerase II; cellular response to hypoxia
Cellular component (GO): nucleus; cytoplasm; transcription regulator complex
Molecular function (GO): protein dimerization activity; DNA-binding transcription factor activity, RNA polymerase II-specific; RNA polymerase II transcription regulatory region sequence-specific DNA binding
Source: RefSeq, a predicted model, not a curated record